AUGUCUUCUUCAUCGAACACAUCAGUGUUUGCGCCACCAGACAGGAUGCAGGCACUGGGCAAUCAAAUCGGCUACAAGGUCCGCAACAUCUCGCAUCAUGGCCAGCCUACCAUCGUGAUCGAUCUCAACGACAGCAAUGGCCACUGCCACAAGUUCAUCACCAGCUAUUCUUCCAUGGAUACAAUCGAGGGAACAGUCACCAUCACUGCACCGCACGACACUCGUUUUGAGGACAUCGACAUCGCAUUCACUGGUACAAGCCAGGUAUAUGUGGAUAGGAUGACGACUACGCCAACAAUGACAGGACGAACAGAGGCAAAGCACCGGUUUUUGACUCUUAGACAGCCAAUAGACCAAUCAAACUUCCCCUCCCCAAGAAUUUUUGAAGCUGGAAGACCCUACAAGUUUCCCUUCACAUUUACCAUCCCUUCGCAACUACUUCCAAAAGCCUGCUCCCAUCCAGUAGUCUCGGAUCACAUACGCGACGUACAUCUCUCACUACCACCCAGCAUUGGCGAUCCCGACCUUGCUGGUUUUGGCAGUACACUGCUUGAUGACCUUGCGCCGGAAAUGUCAAAGAUCACCUACGGAAUUCAAGUCAAAAUCGCGCACACUCGCGGAUCAGAAGGCAUCUCGGUGCUUGCUGAUAAGCUGAAGAAAGUGCGCGUGAAGCCAGCCUUUGCAGAGCAGCCCCCACUGAACAUUGAUCACAACGACGAGUACCGAUCGCGACAGGAAAAGACAGUCAAGAAGGGUUUGUUCAAAGGAAAGCUCGGGACAUUAUCUGCGAAGACUAUCCAGCCGCCACCUCUUGUCAUUCCGGGCGCAAGAUCAACAGAGGGCAGAACGAUCACGACCAUGGCCAAGUUAGUUCUCCGUUUUGAUCCCACAGAGGAGACCAGCGCACCACCGAAACUCGGUUCAUUGGGGACAAAGUUGAAGGUCGUGACCUACUACGCCUCAGCUCCUAGGCAGAAUCUACCAACACGGUCUACGCUCGGGUUCGAUCUGUCGCAAGGCCUAUACUCCGAGUACGUGCCGCUGUCCAACCUUUGCAUCGCCUCCGCCCAGUGGGAAAAGCACGAUGCGGCACAAAACCCUAGUCCAGAAAGCCUGGUUCGACGCGACUCCGGCAUUAGCGAUUGCUCAACUCUGAGCGAAGCGGAGAAGGCCUUCGCGAUUGGCAUCCUACCUGCAUCCAAGGAUUACAAGCAAGGUGCCUUCUACACAGCGCAGAUCUUGGUGCCAAUCACCCUUCCUAUGACACAAAACUUCAUACCGACAUUCCAUUCCUGCCUCAUCUCACGAACAUAUACCCUCGCGCUGCAGUUCUCUGCCCAUGGAAGCUCCAGUAUACAUCUGAAGGUCCCGAUCCAGAUCUGCGCCGAAGGCAGUGAUACUGGUAUUGAGAAUGCUAGGGCGAGGAGUGUCGAGGAGACGGCAUUCAGAGCUGCCUCUGAUGUCUUUUCUCCACGCAGUGUUGCGCCUCCAAGCACAGAGACGGCUCGCAGCGCCAGUGUUGGCACACGGGAAGAGAUGCCACCCGGCUAUUCGGCUUUCGCGCCGCCCAGCACGAGGUACAGCGUGAGCCAUUCUAUUGUGACCUGA
Alternaria novae-zelandiae is the source of this 1608-nucleotide messenger RNA. RefSeq lists its product as uncharacterized. The record is from RefSeq and is a predicted model, not a curated record. Lineage: Eukaryota; Fungi; Ascomycota; Dothideomycetes; Pleosporales; Pleosporaceae. The coding region runs from base 1 to 1608 and encodes 535 amino acids. The transcript has 2 exons.